CAAGGCUCGUGGUGGAAGUCCGGAAGUUGACUUACCAGAACAUUUGGCCACUAUGGAAUUAUUAUUCAGAGCGGUUCUGCGCCUAAUUAUAACUCCUCUUGGAUGCUCCGUCAAUCGCUGCGUCGCCGCUACUUUAAAGCGAAAGCUGACCCGUGCGACGCGGAGCAUACGCAGUAAAGCGCAGACCAGGGCUAAAAGUUGCAAUGGCUUUAACAGGGUUACUUGGUCAUAUUUACACGGCGGGUUUACCUGCCCGUCAUCUUGUAAAAGAAACAGUCCGGUGACACUAGGAAGUUGAUGGCACUAACCGACGGGAAGGCAGUGAAGAUGUUCGUCAAACUCCGAUGUUGCGACGCCGCGGCGGGGCCGAGCUUUAUAAGAGAAAGCAAAU
This is a messenger RNA of Phanerochaete carnosa HHB-10118-sp, 391 nucleotides long. RefSeq lists its product as uncharacterized. Lineage: Eukaryota; Fungi; Basidiomycota; Agaricomycetes; Polyporales; Phanerochaetaceae. Bases 53 to 298 code for a protein of 81 amino acids. The record is from RefSeq and is a predicted model, not a curated record. The transcript has a single exon.